AUGAUAACAACACUAAUGUUUACUCUAAAUCAAUUGAUUAUUCUCGUUUUUGGCAUACCAACAAUUCAAGUGAUUAUUGAAUCUAUAUAUUUUAAUUCAUGUCCUAUUGAUAAUCGAAUACCAAAAUAUCUUGUCAUUGCUGGUAUUGGUACAUUAAUUUGUUUAACUUUUGCCAUUAUAAAGAAUUACGCGAAAAAGUCAAAUUGUUGGACAUUUUUCUUGUUCAAAUCAGGUACAUUGUGUCUUAUUUGGUUUAUAAUUGGAACCGUUUGGAUAAGUCAUGGUAGAAAAAGAGUUCAAUAUUCAAAUCCUUAUGAUACAAUAACUUAUUGUGAACAUAUAGUAAUUACUUGUGUUACUGUAACACUAGUCUUUAGUUAUGGAACCAUUAUUGGUUUACUUGGUUAUCACGUUGAAAAUUAA
Molecule: messenger RNA, 423 nt
Organism: Rotaria sordida
Lineage: Eukaryota; Metazoa; Rotifera; Eurotatoria; Philodinida; Philodinidae
Source: the annotation of a GenBank genome assembly